AUGUGCCCACCUCUGGUGCGGGGCGGCCGGUUCCAGGGACCCCUCACCCGGGGCUGAGACGCGCCCACCUCUGGGGCGGGGCUGCCGGUUACCCGGGGACCCCUCGCCCGGUGCUGAGAUGCGGCCACCUCUGGGGCGGGGCGGCCGGUUCCAGGGACCCUGCGCUCUCCCCACAGGCCGCGUCGGACUCCUUCGAGGAGCGCAUCGUGGCCCUGUGCGAGAAGAUGAUGUCUCGCUCCUCCUGGCUCCACUCCGACACCCUGAUCCAUGACAUCAGCUUCCGGGGCAUGACCCUGUUGCACCUGGCAGCCGCCCAGGGCUAUGCCCGGCUCAUCGAGACGCUCAUCAAGUGGCGGAACCUCCGUGCCGAGAGCCUCGAUCUGGAGCAGGAAGUCGACCCCCUGAACGUCGACCACUUUUCCUGCACCCCCUUGAUGUGGGCCUGCGCCCUGGGCCACCUGGACGCGGCCCUGCUGCUGUACCGCUGGGACGGCCGAGCCCUCUCCAUCCCGGACUCGCUGGGCCGGCUGCCCCUGGCCGUGGCCCGCUCCCGGGGCCACGUGGCCCUCGCCGCCUGCCUGGAGGAGCUGCAAUGUCAGGAGCCGACCCCUGGGGGCGCCGGGGACAAGGGCUGGGGGCCGCCCUGCCCAGCCGAGGGUCUGCGCAUCCCCUCCCCGCUCUCCGCCAGCCCCGACACAGGGCUCAGCACGGUGAGCAGCGUCUCCUCGCCCUCGGAGCUGUCGGACGGCUCCGGCUCCGUCACCUCGGCCUACUCCAGCGCCUCAGCCCUGCGCGACUCGCCCGCUGGCAGCCCCGAACUCGAGGCCGCCAUGGACUUCGGCCCGCCCCCCGAGGGCUGGAACCUGCCAGCCCCCCCCAGCCCGCCCGGCAUGCGCUGCUCCCCCCCCUUCUUCAUGGACUAUGAGGGCCCCCCCGAACCGGAGCUGCUGGCUUACGGGGAGAACGCGGAGAACGAGGGGUACCUGCCGGCCCCUGACGUGCUCCAGGUGGACAUGAUCACGCUGGCGAAGCAGAUCAUCGAGGCGACGCCGGAGCACAUCAAGCAGGAGGGUUUCAGCUCCGCGGCCGAGGUGCCGCUGCGGGAGCGAAGCGGGAACAUGGGCCUAAGCGAGACCAUGUCCUGGCUGGCCGGCUACCUGGAGAACGUGGACCAGCUGCCUAGCGGCUCCCAGCACAGGCCGAUGUCCUCGUCCCGGGUGUGUCUCAGCCCCCUGCAGGCCCCGCUGGGUGAGCUGCCCUUCGACCGGCUGCCCCCGCCCCCCACGGCCGCCAGCUGGGCCGAGUUCCUCAACGCCUCGGCCAACGGGAAGAUGGAGAGCGAGUUCGCGCUGCUGACACUGUCCGACCAUGAGCAGCGGGAGCUCUACGAGGCCGCCCGCGUCAUCCAGACCGCCUUCCGCAAGUACAAGGGCCGCCGGCUGAAGGAGCAACAGGAGACGGCAGCGGCUGUGAUCCAGCGAUGUUACCGCAAGUAUAAGCAGGUAACUCCCA
This is a messenger RNA of Terrapene triunguis (Three-toed box turtle), 1512 nucleotides long. Its product is annotated as calmodulin-binding transcription activator 2-like. The annotation marks the transcript as partial. Gene Ontology annotation, molecular function: double-stranded DNA binding; protein binding; transcription coregulator activity. Lineage: Eukaryota; Metazoa; Chordata; Testudines; Emydidae. The record is from RefSeq and is a predicted model, not a curated record. The transcript has 7 exons. Gene Ontology annotation, biological process: regulation of transcription by RNA polymerase II. Gene Ontology annotation, cellular component: nucleus.